This is a messenger RNA of Ciona intestinalis (vase tunicate), 2084 nucleotides long. The record is from RefSeq and is a predicted model, not a curated record. Lineage: Eukaryota; Metazoa; Chordata; Ascidiacea; Phlebobranchia; Cionidae.
GUCUAGUUUAGUUUGAUCUAUUUUAGUCAUUUCCUGAGCACACAGAAAAACAACAAAGAAAAAUUCUGUGAAAAUGAAGAUGUCUGAUAACAAGGAGACGCACACUUUGUACUGUACUGUGUGGAGCAAAUGCCAUGGCUUCCACCACGGCCGGUCGCGCCUCAACGAAUACACUUCACAGGAAAACGUAAGUUUUGGUGAAGCGGGAAAGCCACUGUGUUGUUUUUGGCUUCAAGCUUCGAGCAAAGAUGGCGACCAUCUUCGCCGCCUUUGGCAAGACAGUGGGCAACAACAAAGGUUCAAUACAAAACUUUGGGAUAGUUGGUGUAACAAUUGCCACUGAAGAAAUUGCCAAGUUCAUAUUUUUCUACUGCCCAUGCGACUACCCAGCUAAUAAGAUUUACGGCUCUGUGUUUAUAUGGGGUCCUGCCUUUGUGUUGCUCCUCGCAGGCUUUCUAGUAAACCGUCGUACUUGGCGACUCACCACAGGCUUGUGCAACCGAACCAAUGGAGUGGGGAAAGGAGGGAAACGUAUUUUCCAUUUUCUUUUCAUAUUCUUCCAGAUAUUCGUCAAGGCUUUUAUAGCUCCUGCUACGUGGCUUAUACUUGCGUUUCUAAAGGGCGACUACUACGCAUGCGCAAGGUGGCCGAACCCGGAAGACUACCAAGCAAGAGCACGUCAUCAUCUGAAAGCUUCAAAUGACAGCCUACCACGACCAUGCAUGUUCAACCCCAACCCAAUCAAGUUCGAUGGUUCAGAGGCAGAAAUCAUUGCACGGAAUCUACGAGCAGAAAGCCACACCAUCGGUUGGUUUUACGUUUGCUUUGGAAUGAGUAUCGGUAUUGUCCUGGUGUUGAUAUUUCGCUGUCGGUCCAAGUAUUCGUACGAGCAGAGUAAUUACAUUGAUAGAUAUCGUCAGAGUGAAAUACAGCAGUUCGAGGACGAAUUGGAUAAGAAAGCAGCCGAACAAGCAAAACGAAUAGUGGAUGGUUACUUCUCUAAACCAAGAUCCAAGCUAGAAUGGGACCAGAUCGCCGUCAUUAAUGAUAAGGUGACACGAAGCAAGCGUGGUAAAGCAAUAUACAGUCCCUUGCAUAAGUUCGUUAACAAAGAGCUUCGGUUGGCUGAGGAAGGCCAACAAAUAAACGACCUGGUCAGUGAUGCUGCCAUGAAGCUUAAGAGCUUUGGCUUCAAGCGAAAGCAAGUUCAACCACCAAAGGAGAAAAAUGGAACUGAGAAGAAAUCUUCAAGUAAAAAGUCGAAGGAACCAACCGCCGCUACCGGACCUUCCCUUCCCAUGACCGCCAUGUUGAUGAACCGAGGUGGAAAAACCAAGAUUGUAAAGCAACCACCCGUCGAGUUAAAGCAAGACACCUUUCAGAACGUGGCCGAUCAACCGACACCUGCUCCGGCUAAACCUACUGGUGUCGCUAUAGUGAAUGAAACAGGUUUUGUAGCAGUUGACCCCACCGCACCACCGCCCGAGAAAAUCGCUCAGCCACCGCCCGAAAAAUAUUGCUCAGCCCCCGCCGACCCAGCAGUUUACCCCGGCCGUAGUGAAUCCACCCCCGACUGCGCAGUUGCCGGAUCCAGCACCAGUACCAGCUCAGGUGCCCCAGGCAGUCGCAGAUCCCCAGCCUAACGCCGACAACGUGAUCCAUGCUGCUGUGAAAGAGACCUCACUCGGGGACUUUGGAGGCGCCGUUUCCCGGGAGGAUAUAUCUCACAUCAGUCACUCUUCCGACGAGGACGUCGCGGAUGGCGACUACCGUCCUCUAGAUAAAGAUGAUGGUCAAGACUACGCUGAUGAUGCUCCACAGAUGGAUGAGGAUGAUGUAGGAGGAGGGGAGGACGAGCAACCUCUCUUGGGAGAUGAUUGAACAUCUUGUGCCAAUUUGACUUUUUUAACGUCGAUUUAAUAAUCCAUUAUGUUACUUAUUUCUCCGGUUACCAAUACGUAUAAUGUUGUGUGAGUAAUCCACGUCAAUUACCCAACCGUGCAGUAUAAUGCGUUCGCCACUAACAACACAAUCUCUGUAAACCUGCAUAGCUUAAAAAUAAACGUUGCUGAAAACUUCUCCAA